Molecule: messenger RNA, 610 nt
Organism: Dimorphilus gyrociliatus
Lineage: Eukaryota; Metazoa; Annelida; Polychaeta; Dinophilidae
Source: the annotation of a GenBank genome assembly
AAUGGCAGCGCAUAAAAUCAGACCGAAAACUACAUCGGCGUCAAUGAGUCGAUAUAGAGUAGCUCAUCUGUUGACGCUUUUGACGCCGCUGGAACGGCAAUAUUUAAACAGCGUACAAGGUACACGAACUGUAAAUGACGGACGAAUAUUGCAGAGGGGUAGACAAACGGCAAACAGUUUGCGUAGCUCCCGGCUUAGAGAGGAGAUGUUCGAUAUGGGAUCAAUAAACGUUUUUCUUGAGCAGCAGAGAAUUCGGCAGAAGGCCUUAUACUUAUUCAAUAAGGAGAGACGUCUUCAAGCGGAAAUAGAAUUCCAGAUGAACUAUUGGAAACCAUAUUGUGUUGAUGACUCAAAUAAACACUUUCAAAUAUCAAAUCUAGGUUUUCGACCUGUAGCGGAUGUACCGAAAAUAUGUCCAAGAUUUGUCCAACGUCACGGAACUUUUACUAGGUCAAAUACAAUUGUCAAACCGCGAGAAUCGGCGAAAGACCGUAAACGAAAAAAUGAAAAUAAAGACGGAAAGACGGAAGGUGAAAAAGAAGAUGAACAACCAGAAUUUGUUGAAGAAGAGCAACUUGUUGAGAAUUUAGAAAGCAAAGAGGACGAAUGA